UGUGAUACUUCAUCAUUAUUCUCAUCUCUCUCUCUCACACAUCAAACAUAAAAAAAAUGAAACAUUCUCUCAUGUUGGUUUGCUUUUUUCUGGUUGCUUCAAUAGCCUGGUUUGCGGUUCAUCACUAAUCAUGUCCACCUCCUUUUAACCGUGAACCAAACAUUCACCUUCAAACGCAACUCACUGUCUCGCCGCAAUACCCUUAUAAACGAAACAUCAUUGAUGCUCACCACAACAUCAACACGAGCUUCACACAGCGCUACAACAACAACAAGGGCAACUCCGCAGCAUAGGAAAGUCGUCAACAAUACGGUUCUUCAAGAAUGGAAGAAGGAGUCCUGCAACACAUGGCUUUUAAAGAAAUAUUGGGCAUGGGUGGAAUUGGUAAAUAGUUGUGUAGCUUCGAAGGUCUUCACUCAGACGGAGUUACGGCAGUUGUUCAUCCAGACUGUACAGGAAACCUUCCCAACUUGCAUUGAGGAGGCGAUUGUUCAUCCAGACAGCAUGGCAACAACAGUGGGUGCACAAACCCUCUCCACUGUGAUGCUCCCGUGACAUCCGCUGCUGCCGCUUCUGUUGCCUCCGUCGUAUAAAUAUCCAUCUAUUGUAUGUGAUACUUCAUCAUUAGUCUCAUCUUUCUCUCACAUCAAACAUCAAAAAAUGAAAUACUCACUCGUGUUGGUUUGCUUUCUUAUUGCUUCAACCGCCUAGAUUGAGGCUGAUGGAAAAAACAGCUGCAGCAAUCCACCUCAGUGUACCACUCCACUCCCUCCCCUGUGGUUACUCCCACCAGUGUGAUUUCCGCCGACACGGCUACCACUCCUGUUGCUUUGGCUUCUGCCGUCGCCACCAAAAAUGAUAAGCCUUAGUAUUAUCAUUUUUGUUUUUUUAGUGUAAUAAUGACUUUGUAUGUCUGCUUGUGCUUGUUGGUUUUGUGUAAUAAUGUCUUGUAUGUUGUUGUGCUUGUUGUGUUUAAAUUAAGGUGAAUUCUUAUCUACCCAACUCAAAAAGUUGGGUAAGGUUACCUCCUGUGUAAAAUACCUUGAAAACAACAAUCAAUUGUAAUAUUUAAUAAA
Vicia villosa (hairy vetch) is the source of this 1076-nucleotide messenger RNA. RefSeq lists its product as uncharacterized. The record is from RefSeq and is a predicted model, not a curated record. The transcript has 3 exons. NCBI's taxonomy places the organism in Eukaryota, Viridiplantae, Streptophyta, Magnoliopsida, Fabales, Fabaceae. The coding region runs from base 223 to 555 and encodes 110 amino acids.